Messenger RNA from Lycium barbarum (goji berry), 1527 nucleotides. Its product is annotated as adenylate isopentenyltransferase-like. Gene Ontology annotation, cellular component: mitochondrion. Gene Ontology annotation, molecular function: tRNA dimethylallyltransferase activity; AMP dimethylallyltransferase activity. Gene Ontology annotation, biological process: tRNA modification; cytokinin biosynthetic process. Lineage: Eukaryota; Viridiplantae; Streptophyta; Magnoliopsida; Solanales; Solanaceae. The record is from RefSeq and is a predicted model, not a curated record. The transcript has a single exon. Bases 152 to 1060 code for a protein of 302 amino acids.
AUUAUUAUCAUCAUCAUUCCUAUUAAAACCUCAUCACCCUCGUCUUCUCCAUUCCAACAAUUACAAAAACUUCAAAUUCCUUCAAAAUGCCAAAUGUGUCCACAACAACAACAUAUCCAAUGUAAUCCCACAUGUGGAGUCCUCUCGUAGGAUGUACGCAGACCUUAACUCUACCUUAGCCCCAACGACGAAAAAUAAGAUCGUCGUAAUAAUGGGUGCUACAGGUUCAGGUAAAUCAAAACUCUCAAUCGACCUAGCCACUAAUUAUUUCCCAUCAGAAAUAAUUAAUUCAGACAAAAUCCAAGUCCUUAAAGGGCUCGAUAUUACAACAAACAAAAUCUCAAUACAAGAACAAAACAACAUCGUUCAUCAUUUACUUGGUGAGUAUGAAUUUUCCUUUUCCGAUUUUACCCCUUCAGAUUUCAGGUUUGAAGCUAAUAAAAGAAUUUCCGACAUCAUUAAUCGAAACAAAAUCCCAUUAAUAGUUGGUGGGUCCAAUUCAUUUAUCUACUCUUUAUUAUCAAACCGGUUUAACCCGAGUUUAGAUGUAUUCGAUGAGUUAAACCCGGUUCAGUGUAUAUCAAAAGAGCUCCGGUUUAACUGUUGUUUCAUCUGGGUUGAUGUUAAAACUCCGGUUUUAAAUCAGUAUUUAGACAAAAGAGUUGAUGAAAUGAUGAAAACCGGAAUGUACGAGGAAUUAGAAGAGUUUUUCAAGGAAAACGGGUUUGGUUCCGGGUCGGGUCGGGUUGCCGGGUUGUGGAAAGCGAUAGGGGUACCGGAAAUGGAAGGGUAUUUUAGGAAAAAGAAGAGUUACGAGGAAGCGUUGAAUGAGAUUAAGGAGAAUACGAGGUUGUUAGCGGAAAAGCAGAUGUGGAAGAUCGGACGGUUGAGAGAAGCUGGGUGGGACCUACAGAGAGUAGAUGCCACGGAAGCAUUUAAGGCUGCGAUGAUGACGUCAGUGUCGCCGGAGGAAAGUAAUAAGGUUCAGGCAAGGGUAAUAUGGGAAAGAGAUGUUUUGAUACCAAGCAUGAAGAUUGUGAAACAUUUUCUGUUGGAGUAAGUAGGUUUGGUUUUUCCAGCUAAUUACACCUCUUCUAAAUUCUCCUCCCCCCCUACCCCACCUUUCUUCCCGCCUCCCUUUUUUUAAAUCAAUUUUGAGAAACUUUUUUUUUUUAUUAUUUUAAUUAUAUAGGGGUAGGAAAAGGAGAUUACAACGUGAAGAUUUGAAUUCUCAGUUAGAUGAAAGAUCAGGUAGUCAAGCAAAUGGGCUACUAGAUUCUUAACUAAAGAAAAGCAUAUGAAAUGAGGCUGUCGAAAAGAGGGAGUGAAGUGGCGACCAGUUUUGACGGCUUUUUUUUGAUCUGCUAACUUAUUACGUAAAUAUACGAAAAAAAUGAAAGAAAAAUCAAGAAACUUAGUCUUUUUGUAUUUCUCUUCUAUAAUCCCUUUUUGUUUUCUCAUUAUAUUUUCUCUUUUUUGUGUUUUUUGAGUGAGUUGAAAACUUUACAUGAUAUAGAGCCCGUUUGG